ACAGUAGUUUUUCUGCACUUCGCCACGUAGCACACUGCUACGCGAUCCUCAGAUGUUUGGAAUAUUUAGCUGUUUUACAAGGAAUAAGAUGACUGACCGCAGGAUAGAGCAAAUGGAGCCAAAGUUUACCCUGGAGCAGUUUAACCUGCUCGUCUGGUGUCCAUUGGUGAGAAACUUCAGCAGGCCGGCCUGCCGCGGGACAACAUGUUCAAAACCAUCCGCAUGAUGCAGCAGAGCUGUCAUUUAGGGGAGAAGUUACCUAUGUGCGUCACUGGACCACCGAUAUUCACACGUGAGCAGCUCAUCCUGCUGACGCGUCAGUUGUCGGUUUAUCAGAGUCUGCAGCAGACUGGUCUGUCAGAGGACAGCAUCUUCCACAUCAUGCCCUACAUGCAGCAACAUAUAACAACAAACAUCGAUAUCGACGAACUCCAUCAAAAUGGGAAAGAGUCAAAAGAGGAAAAAGCAGAGAAGGUAGAUGGUGAGGUCAUCCCCUGCGUAAAGACAUCUCUGGAGCAAAUCCCAGAUGAGAAGUUAAUGACAGAUGUGGACGAGUUAAUGCGGAAAAAUGGUACAGAUAUGACGGUCUUACAUUCCGAAAUCAAGACUUUUCUCCGUAUCCAUCACAUUAGUCAAGACACCGUGUCAAAACAAAUCGGCACCAGCCAGAGUGUGGUGUCAGCGUUUCUUUUACAUGGUCGAGGGCUGAAACCGGUCAAUAAAAGAGCACUCUAUACCUGGUACCUGAGGCAGAAGAGGAAUAUGUCAGGGAGUUCAGAUACCAAUUGCAGUCAGCAAAAUACCAUGAAGAGGACAUUCGAUUUGACACAGGAUGGCCCUGCUCAUUGCUUUGACCACAAGCAGCGCAGGGUUAUGGUAAAGUGGCCAUCAGCAGCUACAGUGAUACUGGAGAGGUACUUCCAGAUGGACACAAACCCCACCGAGAACCAGAGAGAAGAGAUCGCACGUGCCUGUAAUGACGAGUUACAAAAAGCAGGUGAAGAGUACCCUCAUGGCCAGCUGAUGACAUCAGCUCAAGUCCAGACAUGGUUCAUGGAUAGGUGGUUUCAGGAUGUAACAAAACAACAACGAAGUUAGCUUUGCGGAAAUAAGUUUCUCAAAGAUAUCAAAAAAUCGUACACUACCAGAUUUAACCCUAUCUAGACUGGAAUACCUGGGGCCGGGGGGGAGGGUUCUUUUGACUUUUUUUCCAUUUGUAAUUUCAAAACGGCUUGGGUUACAAUGAUAACAUUUGGAAGGGACAAUGUACUAUCAAAGCUUUAUGUUUUCUGUAAUGUUGGUAGCGUUCUGACGUUAUAUGACGUAAUAUGACGUAAUUAUGACGUCAUAGUAUCAUAUGUUUGACUUAAACCGUCUAGAUAUAAAAUUUCCGCCUUACGUAAAGGUAGCAUGACAAAGCAUGACAAUAAAGGGUACCUUAUUAGUAUGUAAGUCUGCCAAGUCUUUUGUUGCCUAUGUCGACGACACUGAGGCACAAUAACGUCAUAAAAUUACGUCAUUUAUUUUCUUGGAAUUGAUGCUAACAAAAUUUAAGGAAAAGUCACCAAGUUUCGUAGUCCUAGCACACGUCGUUCGACAGUUAUACGACGUCAAAGUUGGUGCGGGAACUUUUACCCCCCCCCCCCCGACUAGACUGGUCAAUAAGUAAAUAACAGUCUUUCUAUCAUUUCGCCUCUUCUUUCAAUAAUGGGUUUUCAUCAGACAAUAAAGAUAUAAAAUGAAUUACUCGAUCGUAGACCUUGCGUUACGAGUUGAGGUUCAGUUACAAAAGGUAAACAAGGACUGGCAGUAAAACUAGGAAUAUGUUCAUUGCACGGUCUUUAAUGUCGAGUUGUAUUAUUCAAACACAUGCUAUCAUUUUAAACCUUAAACAAAGGUACGGGGUCAAUACAGACGGAUAUCAAUGUAUGUCAUUGUGACAUUUCUAGUUGAAAAACAAAAAUUCCUCCCAUAGUUUGUUUGUAUAUAUGUCUUAUAAGUUUGCAUACGUUUUUACCGAGAAAGGCUCAUUGUUGAUUAAAUUAUCCUGGGAAGUUUAUCCAUUGCCCAGCGGAGUCAAAACUGACCAGGGGAAAAUGUGAUUUUUUUUCAAACCAAAUUUCGAGACCAACACCUUAACUACUUAUCGUAUGACUUUGUUUUCUGACAAUGAGGUACUUACAAAACAAAAUAUAGGUAACAACUGUUGUGUUAUUGUCAAGGUCAUAUGACGACAUUAUGACCAAUGACGUCAUCAAAUUGAAAUAAACUAUGAAAAAUGAAUCAUGAAAUUUACGUUGAAUUUCAUAAGAUGUCAUAAACAAGUGUUGUUUGCCUAGAAAACCCUAAAACUUUAUUGUUUAUACCUGGAUUGUUAUACCAAAGACUCUUGUUUAAAUUUCGUUGCCAUGGCAACAUGAAAAAAGGAUGAGCUUACUUUAUCUCAUUGCUAUCAACAUUUUCUGAUAAGAUACUAAGUUUUGUGGCCCUAGCCUCAGCCAUUCAGGAGCUCUGCGAUAUAAAACCUCCCCCGUCUUCACUUUAAAUGUGGUCCUUAUGCUCUUUUACAUAAAUGGUGAUAAUGACCUACAAUUAUUUACACCUAAUCAUGUCAAAACCUCCCACAUAGAUUGAUGAAAUUAUACAUAUAUACAUAUCACAAAAAGAUUCACAAAAAAUGUAUUUUUCCAAUCGUUAUGGAGUCAGAUUGACCCCAUUUGGUAAAAUUAGUCGUAAAAAACUACGGUGGUUUGAGGGUUAGAUAUUUUAAGAUUUUGUACUUUCUUGCGACCUGUCACUUUACUUCAGUUCCCCCAAACCCCCUUACGGUUUUUAUUUGA
This is a messenger RNA of Branchiostoma floridae (Florida lancelet), 2840 nucleotides long. RefSeq names its product homeobox-containing protein 1-like. Gene Ontology annotation, molecular function: double-stranded telomeric DNA binding. The record is from RefSeq and is a predicted model, not a curated record. The transcript is spliced from 7 exons. Bases 205 to 1098 code for a protein of 297 amino acids. Gene Ontology annotation, cellular component: nucleus. Lineage: Eukaryota; Metazoa; Chordata; Leptocardii; Amphioxiformes; Branchiostomatidae. Gene Ontology annotation, biological process: positive regulation of DNA-templated transcription.